UAAACCAUCUCAAACGGGAGAUCAGGCUCCGUGUCCUAAAGUUCAUGCCACAUUUCGUAAUGUCUUAUUACUUUAUGGAGGUUUUUUACUCACUGGUCAACACCCCACUGGUGGGCAGGGAGCGGGCUAUUAUUAUGGACGUUAACGAGGUAUUUGGGCACUUCUAUACGAUCUUUGAUGUAUUGCUGACCACUGGAGCCAUGGUCCUGAUCCUCGGCUCACGAAAGGAAGCCAGUGGAGUGACCCUGUUGCUCAUGGGAAGAGUAGUCCACCGACUGUUCUUCUCAAUAUGGACGGUCUUCUUCUAUUUCCUCUUCAACGACAGCUUGGAUGUUGGGUCCCUGUUAAUGCUGAUGGCUGCCAAAAUCGAGAUGAGAGAUCAAAAGGAAUGGCCACAGAUGGCUAAGUGGAAGUAUCAGUUAUUACUGCUAGGAGGAAGAGUUUGCUUGUCCAGUUUGUUUAUAAUGUGGUUGGACGAGGGUUUGGACACUUUUUUCAGCAUCUCGUCAAAGGUUCUUUGGUUCUUCAUAAUCGCGGGCUUUCAAUGCAAACUGUUUGCCUAUCUGACGGUAAUAGCCUUGCUAUACCACGAUGUGUUCAGCAACCAUUGGAGCAUGCUGUGGGGCUGGAACGAUAGGCUCCUCUCGAUACAGUACUUCUCUUUGCUCUUCAGCAAAAUCGGUGGAUUCCUGAUGCUCUCUGAGCUGGGUGGCGGCAAGUGGUCCAUCGAUGGAUUGAGGAACAGGAAAGGCAGCCAGUGGGAGAAGAAAGGCAACUACCGGAUCAUUAAGGACCAGACGUCGGCCUAGUAAAUGUUAUCCAUCCGUUCGAGCCCUAUCUUUUCGUUUCCUUUAACGUUCUGGGGAUUUACAUAAACUUUAAUGGGAAACACUUUUCCAGCGGCUAAUGUUUAUUUUUAUUUGUAUCUCUAUUUGUACACCUGCCCCUCGGCAUCGGAGUGGGCACUCCAAAUGCUCUUUGAUUCGCGCCUCAGCCGACGUAAAUUAUUAAAAAGUCUCGAGUUGCGUUUAAGCGGCUUUCCCUCCACUCUA
Drosophila eugracilis is the source of this 1052-nucleotide messenger RNA. RefSeq lists its product as uncharacterized. Lineage: Eukaryota; Metazoa; Arthropoda; Insecta; Diptera; Drosophilidae. Gene Ontology annotation, cellular component: membrane. The transcript is spliced from 2 exons. The record is from RefSeq and is a predicted model, not a curated record. Bases 45 to 809 code for a protein of 254 amino acids.